Lasiosphaeria miniovina is the source of this 918-nucleotide messenger RNA. RefSeq lists its product as uncharacterized. The record is from RefSeq and is a predicted model, not a curated record. Lineage: Eukaryota; Fungi; Ascomycota; Sordariomycetes; Sordariales; Lasiosphaeriaceae. Bases 1 to 918 code for a protein of 305 amino acids. The transcript has 4 exons.
AUGUCGAGUGAUCGAGAAAAAAAGGGGCUGGACUUCAUUGUCGGCCUACUGCGACGGGACUGGUCCAGAGAGUUACGAAAAUACUGCCCUGUCACGGCUAUCCAUAGCCUGGGCCGCAACACCAUCAACUGGGUCUACCGCGCCGAUCUGGCUCUUUCUCCCCAGAGCCAGGGCCAGGCAAGCAACGCAGGGCCCCGCCGCCACGGCACCGAAGCGCUGCCGGCCGACCAAGCCGCCGUCGUCGUGCGCAUCUCCGACCCGCAGGCCCUGGUCAACGAGGCCGUGCGAGUCGAGAACGAGGUCGCCGCCAUGAUGCUCAUGCGCAACACCCUGGACGACUACCCCAGCAAGAGCAGCGACGAGAGCAUGGUCCCUCGUGUGUACGGCUGGAGCCCGUCGUUGGCGGCGGGCCGCAGCUGGAUCGUGCAGGAGUUCAAGCGCGGCGCGCAGCUCGACAGCGUGUUCGACGGGCUCGACGCAGACGCGCAGCAGGACGAAGAGGGGGGCAUCGCGCAAAAGGUCAGGGACAACUCGGUUCCGCGGCAGACGCUGGUCUAUGGCGACUCUGACAUGUUCAAUAUGCUGCACGACGCGGCGGCGAACCGCACCACGGCGCUGCUCGACUACGACUUCGCGCACGUCGCCACUCCCGCCGACGAGUACUUUUACUCGCUGGGCUUCGGCUUUUUGGUGAUUGGGCCGCUCGAGGACGACGCCGACGAGAACCAGCUGCGCAAGUGUCUCCUCGAGGGGUUCAAGGGCAACGCGCCGCCCUCCGUCCACGACGGCGAAAACCCCAAAACAGGAGGAGGAUUCAGCUGGGCCGUGGCCAAGGCCAUGGACGAGGCGCUCGCUGGCACCGGGGUCCUCCGGCCGGCCGACAUCGCGGGCUGCGGCGAGCUGGCCGCGCUGAAGUAG